Messenger RNA from Melanotaenia boesemani (Boeseman's rainbowfish), 2564 nucleotides. RefSeq names its product WD repeat domain 73 (gene wdr73). Gene Ontology annotation, molecular function: protein binding. Gene Ontology annotation, biological process: cytoplasmic microtubule organization. The transcript has 8 exons. NCBI's taxonomy places the organism in Eukaryota, Metazoa, Chordata, Actinopteri, Atheriniformes, Melanotaeniidae. Bases 98 to 1282 code for a protein of 394 amino acids. Gene Ontology annotation, cellular component: spindle pole; cytosol. The record is from RefSeq and is a predicted model, not a curated record.
GGCGCUGUCGCCUGACAACAACAGUCUGUAUGAACGCAAGCAGCCGAUCAAAGCUAAGAGCGAAGCAGCUACAUCAUGCUUGCAGUAACUUUAAGUGAUGGGGGAGAUGGAGGACACAGACUUUGAUGAUGUUUUAGAUGACUGGUUUAUCGAGUCCCUGAAAUUGUAUAAAGAUCUUCACGUAUAUCAGCUGGAACAUCCCACCCAGGUCAUUGAGUGGACGUCAGAGAGGACUGUUUGUGUUGCGGGCUACUCUUCUUCUAAAAAUGACAUUUUGGAGCUCCGAUUGCCGCUGAAGCUUUUUGCUGAUGAAAAUAAGGGUCUCUGUGCAGAACGAGAUUUUAAAGUUGUCUGCGGUGGGUUCACAGAAGGCCCCGUUCGCUGCCUCAGAUACAUCCCAGGAACCAGGUGUGUCGUCACCAAUGAUGGACAGAGCUCGGACCUGCAGGUGUGGGACCUCGGAGGAGACGACACUGCGGCAGACGUGAUCAGGAGAACAGGAAGCAUUAAAGGAAAGAGGAGAGCUUCAGAGACGGGCAGCAGGAUAGCAGCUCGACUCUCGUCAGCUCCUCAAGUCCUUCAUGGAGCUCACAGCAGCGACGUCCAGCUGACUCAGCUGACUUCGGGACAGACUCUCUAUAAACUAGAGACUGACUCAGCAGAUCCUCUGAGCUCCUUACAGUUUGUGGGUGACACAGUUUUCCUCGCUGGCUGCUGUAAUGGGAGUGUUUACAUGGCAGACACUCGGACAUCUGCUGCUCCUCAGCUUUCACCUCCACCAGCAUCUUCGGGUGAAUCGGUCCACUGGUGGAUGGACGUCUCUGCAGGUCCACAGCUGUCCAGCUGCAGGGUUGUGAGACUGUCUUCCUCUGGACAGGCGGUGAUUUCAGACAUGAGGAAUCUGGGAGGAGCUGUAUGUCAGGCUCAGCUGGAUGUCCAAACAUGUUGCUGCAAACCGGAUGAUGUCAGAGUGUCGUGGGCUCCAGCGCUGGAGGACUGCGUCUCAGUGUCAGCAGGUUUCAGUGGAGUUGUUGAGAUCUACGACACGUCUGUCUGGAGGACGGAGCUGCAGGAAGCUCAGCCGCUCUUUCAGCAUCGUGGCCACGUGGUUGCAUCACAGCAGACCGAUGGCUCUGUCCCCGUCUUUGUCACCUCUCACGUCUGGCAUCCUGAGCGGCCGAGGACGCUGCUGUCUGCAGCCUCAGAUGGAUCAUUUCACGUCUGGGACUGGGUAGACCCAGAUGGAUCAGCUGCUGGCAGACCAACACCAGACACAGACUGAGAAUCCUUUUUCAUUAGGAACGAUGUUUAUGAAAUAAACUUGUGAUAUUUGAGAAAAGAUAACUGGAUAAUUUUUUGAUGGAAACACUGAACAUUUUCAGAUGUGAUGACACAAGAAAACAGUCUUAAAAAGAAGAGACUCUAAAAGUUAAUUAAUUACAAAUAAAUUGCUGUUAGAUUAAACUCAGCUGUUGUUGGUAAUUGCUCAUUUAAAAACAGAUUAAUGUACCACAGCACACAUUUCUCAUCAGAAUUAAGUUUGUCCACUUACUAACUAGCUGGUUAACUUUAACAUAGUUAUUAGGUAAUCACAAAUUUAAUAAGACAUUUAAAGGUCCCAUAUUAUACAUUUUUUCAACAAUUUCAUGUGGGUGUCAAAGAAAGUGUUUUACCCCAAAUUCAGCCUUGGUCCUUAAUUUCAGCCCUUCCAAAAGCAGCUCCAGUGAGCUCUGCUGAGAACGGGCUGUUUCUGUGUCUGAACCUUUAAAAGUUCACGAGUGGUAAUAUAGGACCUUUAAAAUUACUUCCAUCACUGUGCAUGUGGAAGAGGUCAGAGGCAGCAUGAUCUGGAUGACAUGACAUUUUUACGUCGCCAUAAAAAAACGCUUGGUCACCUGGAGCUGCUGUCAGCUUCACUAGAAGGUUCAGAUCUGAAACUCUCCCAGCUUUUGUGUGAUGUUGGUGGACCAUAAAUCUCUUGAACUGCUGUUAUACUCUUCUUCCUCCAUGUUAUUUUCUCCCCACACCUGCAUCUCUAUAACAUUUUUAAAAGCAGGUGUUUAAAUCAGCAAAUACCAGGAUUCAUUCUGUAGCACAUAUACAUAUAUAUAUAUAUACAUAUAUAUAUAUAUUUGUAUAUAAAUCUUAGCCACAGAGACUUUUAGAUCAUCUGGGUCAAGUUUGCGUUUCAUCCCGAGUUAAAACCAAUCAAGGAGAAUCAGCGUUAAGUUGUUAAGUUUCUAAUAUCUGAAAUAAACUAUCAGAAAACCUGAAGUUUGCUCCAAACCUUUGUUCUUUUAAAAUCCCGUCUGAUAACUCUUGUUUAUCGCUGCUUUAAACAAAGACUUGUUUUUUUCUAACAUUUUCUCACACGUCCAUUGACAGUUACAAUGAUGAUACGUUUCUUAUUGAUUUUUGUCUCUAUCAUGUAUAACCCACUAUAACUGAUUCUGUUUAAAAAGAAUAAAACGGUUUGUUUUAAUUCUAUCUUUAAUGUUUCUUUUGCACCUUGCUUUUAAUGUUUUAUGUAAAGCAUUGAGUUGUCUUGUACAUGAAAUGUGUUG